This is a messenger RNA of Nilaparvata lugens (brown planthopper), 1330 nucleotides long. RefSeq lists its product as uncharacterized. Lineage: Eukaryota; Metazoa; Arthropoda; Insecta; Hemiptera; Delphacidae. The coding region runs from base 663 to 1205 and encodes 180 amino acids. The record is from RefSeq and is a predicted model, not a curated record. The transcript is spliced from 2 exons.
AACGCGGAUGAAGUAGCCAACGAGAAUGAGGACGAAAAUGUGGCUGGAUAGGGAAGUGAUGUCUGUCACGACGUCACGAGUCGAGUAUAAUUAGUGUAAAUAGUUCUUCUGUAAAUACUAAUUGUCAGGAUAUAAAAGUUCUUGGGUAUAACAUAGCUGGGAUAAAAGGUAAGAUGAAGGAUCUAAAUUACAUUAAUUUCAUCAAAUCGUAUGAUGUAUUCUGUGUAUGUGAAACGUUUUUAGAACAGACCGAUAAUAUUUUAUUUGAAGUUUUAUUUCAGGAGUUUGAUUUGGGUUUUGUUGCUGCAGUAAGAAGUAGUUUAUUCGGAAGGGCAAGUGGGGGUUUGAUUUAUGGGUAAAAUAGAAGAAAUUUUAAGGGAAAAGCUGGUUUUAAAGUAUUCAAUGAUUUCAAAGGUUUAGAAAUUGAUUUCCUUUACACAAGUGCCGUUAUAAUACCAGUCUAUUUGAAUUGUUCUGAGGAUAGGUGGGAUGGGGACUUAUUAAAUUUGUGGCAAAGAUAAAAGAUUUUAGAAAAUAAUUAUAACAUUAGAAAUUCUAUUUUAUUGGGAGAUUUUAAUUGUAGAGUAGGAAAUAGCCAGGUCAUACCGGAGGAAUUAUUAGAUCCAGAAUUUAGAGUUAAAUGAGAUCGAAGAUUGAAAGACAUGGUAUUGAAUCGUAGAGGUAAAAUAAUUUUGGACCUCUGUGAAAGAUAUGAUCUAGUAAUAUUAAAUGGGAGAACAACGAGUGAUGAAUUGGGAGAAUUUAUGUUCACUAGAGGUUCAGGUGCUUCAGUGAUAGAUUUGUGUUGUGUGUCUAGAGGUUUGCUCAAGGAUAUAAAUGAUUUUAAGGUGAAGCAAGAAAUAUUUUCUGAUAAUUCCCCUGUAGAAGUAGCAGUAAAAGUAAGUGAAUUGCUAGUAAAUGAAGAUUAUCUGUUACCGCUGCCGAGGUAUGGUUGGAAGGGAAAUGUAGAGCGACAGUAUCAGGAGCGUGUAAGAAAUCAAUUAAACAAAUCUGUUAAAUCUGGCAUUUGCAGUCACCACUUGUUUUGGUCGCCGCCUCCUGGAGCGCUGGUGCUUGUGUGUCACCACUUGUUUUGGUUGCUGCCACUUGGAGCGCUGAUGCUUGUGUUCACAGUUGCCCUGUCGAUUUUGAUAGUUUUAAUUUUUAUUCGUCAAGUUUGUCAUUUCAAUCGAUUUAUCAAUUAGAUUUAUUAUGCUUAGUUCAGCAUUAGUCCUAUUUUUGCCUAUUAUGGCAUUAUUCAUUUAUAUUUGCCAUUUUUCUGCUGGUGGGUUCAUUGUUUCACAGUUGGUACACUGCCUUGUAGGCUGAG